AUGUACUUCUCAACUCAAGUCCGUCUCGCUCUCAUCGCCACCGCCGCCAUCGGUGUUUCUCAGGCCCUUGCCGCCGAGACCGCAUCCGCAACCGUCUCCUCCGUCGCUGCGCCGACCAGCACCGCGGCCGCGACCAUCGAGCGCAAGCACCGUCACCCGCACCACCCCACACUCAACUUCGCACACAAGCACAAGAUCGCGAAGCACGAGCUCGCAGCCAACCACACCAAGUCGGCCACUCCCACCACCGCCCACAAGCACAAACACUCUUUGAAGAAGCAUGCUAGCAAGAAACACUCUAGCAAGAAACACCUGAGCAGGAAACAGAGGAACGCUCUCAGGAAAGCGCGAAAGCUCCGCAAGGGGAAGAAGGGGAGCAAAUCCACUCCCUCUACCCCAACCAGUGCUUCUACCCCCACUACGCCGACUACACCCACCACCCCGACUACCCCAGUUACCCCAGUCACUCCUACAACCCCCGCCACCCCCGUGACCGCCCGUGAAGACAUCUUCGAAGAGCUCGAAGCACGCCUCGGUGGACGCGGUGGACGAGGCCGUGCUAUAGGCCGUGGCGUUGGUCGGGUCGCAGGUGCCGCGCUCAAGGGGUUCGCCAACUCGUACGCCCAGCGCGACCUUGAGGAUAUCGUUGACCUCGAGGCGCGCCGUGGCGGUCGCGGUGGACGUGGUGGACGUGGUGGCCGCCGAGGAGGAGGCAGGCGCGGUGGACGACGCGGCGGUGCUCUGAGGGCCGCUGGUCAAGCCGCCGGCGCAGCUGCUGCCGGUGCCUCUGAGGCACCUGAGGCCCGGGAGUUCGAGGACGUUGUCGAGCUCGAGGCCCGCCGCGGCGGUCGUGGCGGUCGCCGAGGAGGCAGGCGCGGAGGCAGGCGUGGUGGCCACAAGGGAGCCGCUGGCCCUGCUGCCCAAGCAUCCGAGGCUCCGACUGAAGCUCGCGAGUUCGAAGACGUUACCGAGCUCGAGGCCCGCCGUGGCGGUCGCGGUGGUCGAGGUGGCCGUGGUGGUCGCCGAGGAGGCAGGCGUGGUGGCAGACGCGGAGGCGCUCUGAGGGGUGCUGGUCAGGCCGCCGGUGCUGCUGCUGCCGGUGCCUCUGAGGCUCCCGAAUCUCGCGAGUUCGAGGAUGUCAUUGAACUCGAAGCCCGCCGAGGUGGACGUGGCGGACGUGGUGGGCGCGGUGGUCGCCGAGGAGGCAGACGCGGUGGCAGGCGUGGCGGUGCUCUGAGGGCCGCUGGUCAGGCCGCAGGCGCAGCUGCUGGUGCCUCUGAGCCAGCACCUGAAGCCCGUGAGAUCGAGGACCUCCUCGAGCGCGAAUACCUUUUCGAAGAGACCGACUGA
Messenger RNA from Cyclocybe aegerita, 1350 nucleotides. The record is from the annotation of a GenBank genome assembly. Lineage: Eukaryota; Fungi; Basidiomycota; Agaricomycetes; Agaricales; Hemipholiotaceae.